Messenger RNA from Xiphias gladius (swordfish), 2094 nucleotides. RefSeq names its product zinc finger protein 185. Lineage: Eukaryota; Metazoa; Chordata; Actinopteri; Istiophoriformes; Xiphiidae. The transcript is spliced from 8 exons. The record is from RefSeq and is a predicted model, not a curated record. Bases 128 to 1885 code for a protein of 585 amino acids.
AUCAUUAUAUCAUACUUCUGUACACAGUGAUUACUGUUUUAUUUGCACUGAUUUUAAAAACAAACCUACAAUAACCUCAACUUUAAAUCAUUUCAUCAGGUUGAACAUCUAAGAGAAUAUCAGCAUCAUGUCGAAAAAUGUUGACAGAAACCAGGUGCUUACAACCACCAGGGUGUGUACUACACUGAAGAAUGAUGGCAGCUGGAUCCACACAUCUAAACAGGAAAAAGAAGAGCAAGACAAAGCACGGAUGGACCAUGCUGUGGAGGCCAGGCAGAAAUCAUACGUCCUCUCCAUAGCCAAGAAAUUCGAAUCAGUAGAUUCUCCAACGAGCCCUACACAGCUUUCUCCAUCUGACUGGCCCCAAGCACCCACCGAAGAACUUAUCCAAAAUGGUGAGGCACAAUCAGAAACAACUGUUGACAACACAGCUGCAGAAAACAAGGAAGCAUAUGCCGAUACAACAGUGGGCCAUUCAAAUGUAGAAGACAGUAAGAAGGUUGCUGAAGUUUAUGCAGAUGUUCAUGUAGAGCCAGCCGAGCAACUAGUUGCCACCACAACAGCAGAGAACAAGGAAGAAUAUGCUGAUACAACAGCUGAGCAGACAAACGUAGAACAUAGUGAGGCCAAAGUCUCUGCAGAUGGUCAUGAGGAAGAUCCUGUUGCAGAAACCGCUGAUGUGGUCGGUACAGGGGAGAGUAAAGACACUACGGACGUCCCUGUUGUUCUUGCAGUAGAACUGAAACUGCAAGAGGAACCUUCAAUCAAAACAGAGCCAGCAAAUGCAACCCAUUUGGAGGAUGCAGGAGUAGAAUCAACAGUACAACCUGCGGAGGAGAGUUGUAACAAAUGUUGUCCAGAUAAUGAUGCAAAAGACAUUUUUGAAGCUGUAACUUUGGAGUCGUCGACUGAUACGAGUGAUGUGAUUCAUGCAACACCAGCAGAAGAGGCUGCUCUCCAAAAGAGUGUGGAACCAGUCCCUGACUUAUCGGUAGAAUCUGUAUCUGAAUCACCCACUCGGUGUGCUGCUGAAACUGCUAAAGAGGGAAGUUGUGAGGGAUGUCCUCCAGAGCAAAGUACAGAAGAAAUUGUUGAAGUUGUAGCUAAGGUUGUGGUGGAAUCAUCACCUGAGACCCCUGCUGUAAAUAAUGCAACACCAAGAGACGAGGCUGCUGUACAAGACACUGUGGAACCAAUCCUGGAUACUGCAUCUGAAUCACCUACUCAAUCUGCUGCAGAAACUGCAGUCAAAUCUGUAGACUUUGAAGUCGAGUCUACAACUCUGACAGAACCGGUUUUAAAGACCAGAGCUGAAGAGGUAAUUGAGUGUGAAGUCCAGCCUGUUAUUAACACUGUUGUCGAGCAGGGUGCUGAGCCAGCACCAGAGAAUGCAGCAGAUCGUGUGAUGGAGUUGAGCAUCGAGGAUGCUCUUGAACCUGUAACUGCUUCAGAAGCUGUUGCAGUUCAGAAUAAGUUAUCUGACAGAGCCAUUGAAAUGACUGAUGCUUUACAUGUGGAGCCACCUGCAGCUGAAGCUGUUCCUAAACCUGUGGAAGAUCCAAAACAACCCCACUCAGUGGAGUCAAAACUGAACCAGUCUGAUGAUACCAACACCGCUGAAAUGUUUCAAAAACCCAGGGAGGGGCUACAAUCCACACACACUCUAAAAGAGACCAGUGAUGGCAAAGCUGUUUGUUCAUUCUGUGACCAAGUAAUUGACGGAAAUGUCAAAAUCAUACUCAGUGAACCUCUGGUGACCUGCCACCCUGACUGUCUAAAGUGUGGUGUGUGUGCUAAGGUCCUCGGAGAUAUGCUGACCCCCAUGUUCCUGCAUGACCAAGUAAUCCACUGUGAUGGCUGUUUUGCAAAAGCUCUUGAAGCCUGAGGUCUAACUGGGACAAACAUGUUGUCCGGGCUGAGAACCUCAUCACUGUUGCCUUAACUCUAUAUUCUGUCUUUUGAACCAAUUUUCCUACUGAAAGUUUUAUUUUCUUUUUUUGAGGACAUGGUGUAUUGUAAGGACUAAGAAAUCUGGAAAAAGGUUUGGCAACAUAUUAUUUAUUAGUAUAACUGCUAAAGAUGCUUAAAUGAAAU